Messenger RNA from Cyprinodon variegatus (sheepshead minnow), 2388 nucleotides. RefSeq names its product family with sequence similarity 161 member A (gene fam161a). The transcript has 7 exons. Lineage: Eukaryota; Metazoa; Chordata; Actinopteri; Cyprinodontiformes; Cyprinodontidae. The coding region runs from base 85 to 2388 and encodes 767 amino acids. Gene Ontology annotation, biological process: cilium organization. The record is from RefSeq and is a predicted model, not a curated record. Gene Ontology annotation, cellular component: cilium.
ACAGAGCCUGCUUGACUCUCGUUUGUUUCCUCUGUAAUAACUCAGUUUAUCAGCAGUUUAACCGACAAAUAAUAACUUUAACCAAUGGCGAAUCCUCACCGCACCAACAUUCUGGUGACUUCGUGUCUGAAGACCCCGGUGGACCCUCACACCAAAGCCCCGUUAGCUUCAUACGAGCGGGACAGAGUCCUGCCCUUCACGGCCAGGAGCCACCUGGACAACCGGGACUACGAGAAGGAAUUGGAGUAUGAAGAAAUGGGAUCUGAUUUCUGUCAUGAGGACUAUCUGGAAAAGGGGGUCCCUCACAUUAGGAGCGGCCAUAAAGCAGCAGGAGGCUUCCUCGACCUGAGCAAAAUCUUCUUCUCUAACGAGGAAUACUACAGCAAGCUGGAGGAGCUGAAAAAGGCCCACCUGCGCACCAUGGCUGAGCUGGAAAGCAUGUAUCAACAAAAGCUGCAGCUCAAGUCCAUGGAGCCCUUAGACAUGGCAACGCUGGAGUUAGGAUGCAGGGUACCCUGGUCAAGUAUAAGCCCAGCAGCUUCACAUCAUCGUUUGAGAAAGUCCCACUCUGCUGUUGAGCUCCGCUGGGGCUCUGGACAGUCGGACUCAUCCGAUGAGAAUGAAGCUACCAGUUGCAACGUGGAAAAGGGCCUCCUGUUCUCUCCUAAAGAGUGCAUCAAGAACAUGUGGAAGGACUUCAAGGUGUCCCCCGUCAAUCAUCGCACAUCCUCCUCGUCGCUGCACAGCAUGCCAGGAGAUGGGCGGAGUGGGAGGAGAAGGGAGCGAAGAAAUCCCAAAGUGACCGUCGCAAAACCCUUCCACAUGACACUGCGGGAAGCUGAGAAGCAGAAGCAUGGCAUAAAGACACGCUCUGAGGUGGAACUGGAAAACGCAGAGCUGAGAAGGCAGCUGGAGGAGGUGACCGAAUGCCAGAGGCAGUUCCGCGCCAGUCCGGUGCCUGCGCACGUCCAUCUUCCAGUGUACGAAGAGCUGCAGGAGCGAAACGAGGAGCGAAGGAAAGCCAUGCGAGAGCGAGAGGCGCAGCAUCUUCGAGCCCUUCAAAAGCCUUUCAGCUUCCUGGAGAGGGAGAGACUAAAGAGGGAACAGAAGCAGCUACAUCAGCAACAGCAAUCUGACCAGGAGAAAGUGAAACCUUUCAAAGCUAAGCCUGUCCCUAAAUCUGUGUAUGCGGCGGCAUCGGGGGAGCAGAUGAAGGAGGAACAGUUGUACCGAUCCAUCAAGAUACAGAUGAGGGCCCAGGAGAUGCUUAGGAGUGCGUCGGUGCCUCCCAGCAUGCUCACACGACGUCUCAGUGAUCGCAAGAAGACCAAAGAUGGCAGCGCUGCAGCCGGGGGCAAUGACGGCUUUCCCCACAAGCCUCAAAUAAACAAAGAGGUGCCUGAUUUCAACGCUAGCUACAGACGCUUCCAGAAGCAGCUGGAAAGGAGGAAGGACGUGAAGCCUACGACGGCGUGCGAACCCUUUGAACUGAAGACUUCCCAAAUCUCCUCACACCGGGAGCGCAUCCUGGCAGACAUCGAGAAGGACCAGGGCAGCCCUCGGAUGCUGCGAUGGCCUCACAUCAAACCGGGAACGUCGCAGACCCCCAACUCAAGCCUCUGUUCGUCCCUCUCAGGAAGUCUGGAGCUGCUUCCUGCCAAAGUUACAGACGCAACCAAAAAGCGUCAUGAAGCUGUGAGAAAAGCUCUGGAGCAGAGGAAGAAGGCCGAAGAAGAGGAGGAGCGUCGGAGAGAAAAGCAGAGGGAGAGGGAGAGAAUGCUGCAGAGGAUGGUUUUAAAACGUGCCCAAGCCAAUGACCCCCAUCUAGCCCUUUCCCAGACGUACAAGAGCAAGCUAAAAGAUUUCAGGAAACAAGACAUUCAGCGCAAGAAGGAAUACCGCCAGGAGAUCAAAGAGAUGCAGGAGAGAGUGAAAGGGAGGCCGCUGCUGUUGGAGCAGGUUACACAGAGGAACGCCAGACAAGCAGCAGAGAAGCAUUACAUCCAAACCCUGCAAGGAUGUGAUGUGACUGAGGCCUUUAUUAGGGACAAGGCAGCAAAAUCAGCAUCCGAGUGCAAAAUCUCCACAUCUAGAGAGAAGAAUCAGAGCGACCAGGAGGAUGCAGACUAUGAAACGGUAAAAUACAAACAGGUCUACCUGGAUGAUGAAGACACUAAUGAUGCCAGUGAGAAUGAAGAGGAGAGCGAUAAGGCCUCACAGACCCGCCUCCAGGGGGAAGAUGUCAGCGCUCAGCUCACAGACCAGGAUUGCCAUGGAGACGAUCCACACUCGUUGGACGAGAACUACGACUACUCAGACGACCAUGAGAACUUCUCAGAAGACAGCGAGCACGAUGUUGAUGUUAAGGAGCAGGAAUCAGCAAACUAA